Trichoderma asperellum CBS 433.97 is the source of this 1802-nucleotide messenger RNA. RefSeq lists its product as uncharacterized. NCBI's taxonomy places the organism in Eukaryota, Fungi, Ascomycota, Sordariomycetes, Hypocreales, Hypocreaceae. The record is from RefSeq and is a predicted model, not a curated record. Gene Ontology annotation, molecular function: catalytic activity.
CUAAUCAGUCUGUUGUUAUCACUCAUCGCCAAGCUCGAGUUCCUCAUGAUUUUUCUGCUCCCCGCUUGGCCGGGCAACUUUUCCCAAACAAGGCACUGCUAGCAGUACCGCAUGCAAGAGCCGCGCCCUCUUCUCCAACGACUUACAACAAAUGUGGAAACAAGUGAGCAGAGGAGGGGGAGAGCUCUAUUCAGCUUGAGUUAGUGUUGAUGACGCAAAACCUUAAAAGUGGUUGCUGCAAACGAUGACAAGCUCCUCUUGAGUCUCCUCACUUUUUCUUUUCCGCUUUUUCUUUGUAGCAAAGGCAGGUCUCCUGCUUUUCUAUCUGCUAGUAGUUUGUACGAAAAAGUCUACAUUGAAGCUAUCCAAUCUCCUUGUUGAAGAUCCCAAGUGACAACCCGUCCAUCCAUCACUUACUCCGUAGUCAUUAUCCAUCAUGACUAUCCGUGUUGGAACCGCCUCACCCCACACUCAGGCCACCACCAAGCUCACCCUCGCGCAUCUUGAAGGCAUUGCCCGCCGCGCUGCAGACCGGGGCGUCGACAUCCUCCUCCUGCCAGAAGCCUUCAUCGGCGGCUAUCCGCGCAACACGACCUUUGGCGCUGUUGUUGGAAGCCGCUCUGCUGAGGGCCGAGAAUCGUUCGCUCAGUACUUUGAUAAGGCAGUCGAUCUUGGCGAUACCGUCGGCGAAGCCAGUGCAGGAGCCGGGUUGAGAUGGGUGCGUCGGCAACUGCCGGGAUAUGAAGAGGGUGGCAAGGGACGAGGCGACGGAACACGAGAAGAGCUGGAGAGAAUUGCUCGCGAGACGGGAGUCUUCAUCGUGGUGGGAUGCAUCGAGAAAGCGGGUGGGAGCUUAUGGUGUUCCGUGCCAUACAUCUGCCCGAGAGAGGGCAUGGUAGGAAAGAGAAGAAAGGUGAAGCCGACCGGCACCGAGCGCAUCAUGUGGGCAGAAGGCCACCCAUCAACCCUCCGCGCCGUGUCCACCGUCAUCCGCGGCCAGCGCGUCAACCUCGCCGCCGCAAUCUGCUGGGAGAACUACAUGCCCCUGCUGCGCCAGUCUCUCUACAACCAAAACAUCAACCUCUACCUGGCCCCAACGGCCGACGGCCGCGAGGGCUGGCUCAGCGCAAUGCGCACCAUUGGCAUCGAGGGCCGGUGCUUCGUCGUCAGCAGCAACAUGUGCGUCCCCGGCGAGGCCGGCGGCAACACGAGCCUCCCGAGCGAGGCCGGCUUGGCCUCCAUGGCCGCGCUGGGCGACCGGGAUGUGGUGCCGAUUGACGGCGGAGUAAGACGCGGCUUCGGGACGGCAGCCGGCGCGGAAGGCGCGAGGAGCAGCUCGCCGCCGAGUCCAUCCAAGGGGAGGCACGCACGGCGGAAGAGCGUCUUUGACGAGGACGGCAACGAGAUUGUGCUGUCGUGCCCUGCAGAGAAUGGCGACACCGCCCAAGAAGAGCAGCAGCAGCAGCAGCAACAGCAGCAACAGCAUCUUCCCAGAGUACAAGAAAACACCGAGCAAACUCAACAGCACAAACCGGCGGCUUACCUCUCCCGCGGCGGCUCUGCCGUCAUCUCGCCCUUUGGCGACGUCGUUGCCGGCCCUCAGUGGGAAGACUCGGAUAACCUCCUCUAUGCCGACAUUGACCUCCGCGACUGUAUCCGCGGCAGACUCGACAUGGACACCUCGGCCAGUUACGCGCGCAACGAUGCGUUCAAGUUGACGGUGGAGGGGUUGGACUUUGAUCCGCUGCCUUACUGAAAAAAACAAAAAAAAAAGGUGGAAAGAAAGAUGGAAAUGUCAUCAC